UCGGCGCCGACCGACCGAAACCAACGCACAUCUCGACUGCCGGUGCGCCUUGUAAGCUACCAUAGCGCUUCCACGCGUCAAGUUUGAUUCGUCCAGUGUGGCCAGCGACCACGAGGACUACACCGACAGUGCAUCGUCCCCUUCCCACUCGAUCGGCGGCAUCCUCCAGCAGCCUAAGAUGACGUCGAGACAGCAGCCGCCGCCGCCAAAGCCGAAACGCAACUACCAGCAGAGCCCGGACGACGAGCAUGACUCGAUCGAGUCGGACGAUGCGUAUGCCGCCCCCGUCCUACCCCGCCGAGGGCGCAGCACCCGCGCGGCAUCGCAGUCGCCUCCGUCAUCGCCGCAAGCGUCACGCGGCAUGGCCGUCGCCCCGCUCAAGAGCGUAGAAGGCGAAGCCGAGACGACGAUCGGGGCGGCCGUCAAGAUGAAGGGCGAGCUCUCGUUCGAGCGGCUGCUGCGCAUCGAAGGCGAGUUUGACGGCAAACUGGUGUCGAAAGGAUCGCUCGUGAUCGGUCAAAAGGGGCUGUUGACAGGCAACAUCGACGGCAUGAAGGAAGUCUUGAUUGCUGGCGGACGCGUGCUCGGCAACAUUACAGUCGACCGCCUCGUGCUCCGCGACAAGGGGCAGAUCUUCGGCAACGUGACGGCCAAGAGCGUUCGGAUAGACCCCGAGUGCAUUGUGAUGGGCGCGCUCAACGUCAACCCGCACGCUCCUCAGCGCAUCAAUUUGAAAGGCGAGCCCGUCGUGGAAGAGCCCAAGCCCGCCGCCCCGCCGACUCCGGCAACGCCUCAACCCCCCGCCUAGACGCAUGCUCGUCGCAGCCACCCGGGACGACGACGGGUGCAUGUACCAUAGAGCGAUUCAAAAACACGGCAUCUACGCAUCAUUCGUCGUUCAUGAAGCCG
Aphanomyces invadans is the source of this 909-nucleotide messenger RNA. RefSeq lists its product as hypothetical. Lineage: Eukaryota; Oomycota; Saprolegniomycetes; Saprolegniales; Verrucalvaceae. The record is from RefSeq and is a predicted model, not a curated record. The transcript has a single exon. The coding region runs from base 179 to 808 and encodes 209 amino acids.